Messenger RNA from Staurois parvus, 317 nucleotides. Lineage: Eukaryota; Metazoa; Chordata; Amphibia; Anura; Ranidae. The record is from the annotation of a GenBank genome assembly.
UUCCCAUCCUGCACAUGUGUGGUAAUGGCAGCAAAGGCAUUGUGAAACUGCAAUCCCGGCAAACUGGGAGACACAGAAAAUCUUCUGGCCAGGGGCGGACUGACAACUCAUGGGGCCCCCGGGCAAUAGGAGAUCAUGGGGCCCCUGUGUCCUUGCCCAAACUCAAAAAAGCCUAUGAAAAAGGUACCAGGGGCAUCUCAUGGGGCCCCCUACUGACCCCGGGCCCUCGGGCAGUGCCCGAGUUUCCAAAUGGUCAGUCCGCCCAUGCUUCUGGCAAUGGCAUGUAUUGAUGUGCAAUCCUGGAGGAGUUGGACUGC